Messenger RNA from Rhincodon typus (whale shark), 2466 nucleotides. Its product is annotated as tetratricopeptide repeat protein 16. The record is from RefSeq and is a predicted model, not a curated record. NCBI's taxonomy places the organism in Eukaryota, Metazoa, Chordata, Chondrichthyes, Orectolobiformes, Rhincodontidae. The coding region runs from base 145 to 2079 and encodes 644 amino acids. The transcript is spliced from 14 exons. Gene Ontology annotation, molecular function: protein binding.
CAAAACCGUGCAGAAGACUCAGACCCCCCCCCAUUUCAACAGGCUGAUAUAACUUAGUUUCAUCAUCAUACAAAGUAACAGGUUAGAUUGUAGCUGAUUUUUGCACAUCUCCUGUCCAAUAAAGGACACAUUGCAGAACACUCAAUGGAGAAUAAUGCAAUCAUGGAACAAACUGAGGAGCUAAAUGAGGAGGAAGAAAAUCAGUCCCAGAGUUUGAUUAAGGCUGAUGAUUUAAUGCCAGAAAUUGGUGUGUUUCCCACAGCUUUAUCUGAGGAACAACUGGAAGCAGCUACAGAGAAAGCCCGACAAAAUUUCUUUGGAUCCAGUGGGAUUUUUCAUCUGGAUGAUAUUGUUGUGAAAAACGAUACACUUUCAGUCAUAAUAAACGAUCGGGCUAAAGAACACUGGGUGAAAGGAAACCAUUUUCUUCACAUUGGGAAACUGGAGGAAGCUGUGUUUUCAUUUAGUAAAGCGAUUGCUCUAAACCCUCAGAUGAAAGAAUUUUAUUUGGGAAGGGCUGAGGCAUAUCUCCAAAUUGGAGACUUCCAGUCUUGUAUUGUCAACUACAGAAUGGCCAGUUCUUUGGAUCCCUCAGAUGAAGACUUGCGAUCACAGAUAGCACUCACUUUGUACAUCCAGGGUCAAAGUCUUUUUGAAAUGAAGUUAUACAUGGAUGCCUUAGAGGCUUUUGUGCAAGCUUCAGAGAUGCAACUUGAAAAUCUUCAUUACCACAUGCGGAGUGUUGAGGCCUUGAUUGCAUUGGGAAGACUUGAAGAUGCUGUUCAAUUGGUCAAUGAACAACUUGAGCAUGUAAAGUCCAAUCCCGAGCUCUAUAUUCUUCGCGCGAGGCUGCAUGAUCACUUUUGCCAAAUAGCUAAUUGUUAUCAAGAUGUUAGUAGUGCCCUGGCUUUGGAUCCGAAUCAUCAGGAGGCAUUAUCACUAAUGGCUACUCUGGUGAGUAGAGCGGAAGAAGCAAAGGCACGAGCGAUUAAUAAAUCUCUGAUCGGCAACUUAAAGAGUGCUCUGGACAACAUCAAUGAAGCUAUCAACAAUAACCCCAAUAAAGCAGACUAUUUUGUCUUCAGGGGAACCCUGUAUAGGAAACUCAAGAAUUUUAAUGCAGCUAUUGACGACUACCUCUUCGUCUUGGAUAAAGUAAGCGCGACAGAGAGUGACACCUACCUGGACACUCAGAAACAACUCCUUCUAACAUACAAUGACUUUGCAGUGCACUGCUACCACAAAGGGUUUAUCGAGGAGGCGAUUAUUCUCUUAAACCAGAGUAUUAGGGGAGAAAAGCAGCAAAAAGGGCUGUAUAUUAACCGAGGAGAUUGUUUCCUCAAGCAGUGUAACCUGGACUUUGCACUAUUGGACUAUGAGCAAGCUUAUGAGCUGGACCCCGAGGACUGGCGUGUAAAAAUCCGCAUCGCUGCACUAAACAAUGAGAAAGGCCUAAUGGAACAUCAGAACGGGAACUAUCAGCAGGCCGAGCAGCAAUUUACCAGUGCCAUUGAGAGCAAUCCACAGGUGUCCCAGUACUACCUUCAUAGGGCAAAAACACGAGCAAAUCUGCAGCAAAUGUCUGGUUCCCAGGAAGAUGCAAUCAUCUCAUUGCUGUUGGAUGUAAGAAAUAAAGAGGUUAUUCCACUUUUAACACACCUCUUCCCUGGAAAAUCCAGAGAUGAGAUUUUAGCCAGUAAAAUUGUAGCAUCUGCAAGAGCAAAGCUAAAUGCUAGCCUCCAUUCCUCUGCAUCUUCUGCCACGAAGAAGCUUCAGGAAAGAGGGAUCCUCACAACAAAUCAAGCCCGUGAAAAUGUAGACAGAAACAAAGCUGUGCAGAAGGCAGAAUGCGAUUUUGCACCAUGUAUAAAAGAAGCAGAUUUGUAUAAAGAAAUUGUAGCGAGAAAGAAAAUGCUCACUCAAGAAAUCAGAGACUCUCUUCAUUACAGGAAGCCCCUACUGAUUGACAGACCAAACAUUAGUAUGAUUUUAAAACCGCUAGCUAACCCCAACCAAAGUUCAGAAGCUGCAUCACCCAACAAGCCGUGCAUGUGGAAGAGAUCUACAGACACCAACUAAGCAAUUCAAGUAACCCUUCAACGCUUCUUCAGUCAAUUCAACCGAUUUAUCUAAUAAAACUACAAUGCUAAUGUUUGCAAAUACACUGCAGUUAAAUAGAUAUUUAAACCUCAAGUAUGAUUGUACUGAAUUAUAGUGUGCACAGUACUAGAACUGGUAACGAAAUGCUUUAUAGUUGAUUUUUAUGACAGAAAACCACUAGUAGAGUUGAAUAAUAUUUACCUAGCAGCAUUUGUUAACUCAGUCAAAGGCAACUCAUCAGCAUAUAUAAAUGCAUGAAAACAAGACCGGUUUACAUGCAUCUCCACUGCCAGACUGGUGUGGAAUGUGAGAUGUGUAUCGCCAUUUUUUUUGCUCAUAUUAAAAGUGCUAUAUAAAUGCAAAUUA